This is a messenger RNA of Penicillium macrosclerotiorum, 228 nucleotides long. RefSeq lists its product as uncharacterized. The transcript has a single exon. The coding region runs from base 1 to 228 and encodes 75 amino acids. NCBI's taxonomy places the organism in Eukaryota, Fungi, Ascomycota, Eurotiomycetes, Eurotiales, Aspergillaceae. The record is from RefSeq and is a predicted model, not a curated record.
AUGACACUCCCUGCUGAUCGUGACACGCUCAAGACUUUCAGUCGGGUUCACGGUGUCCAGACCUCCAAGCAGAAGGCCAGUAUCAUGAAAGAUGGGGGCACUCGUUGGAAUGAAGAGAUUGGCCCUGAGUCCAACCACCAUGAUUUCGCCCUGUCGAACCCCGGUCGACAGGCUUCCAGUCACCACCUGGAUCAGGCAUACACUCCCGAUAUGGAGAUGAUUGUUUAG